Molecule: messenger RNA, 1926 nt
Organism: Periophthalmus magnuspinnatus
Lineage: Eukaryota; Metazoa; Chordata; Actinopteri; Gobiiformes; Gobiidae
Gene: ubtd1a
Product: ubiquitin domain containing 1a
Exons: 5
Coding region: 231-1004 (257 amino acids)
Molecular function (GO): protein binding
Source: RefSeq, a predicted model, not a curated record
AUUUCAGUCGGGAGCAGUGCGAUGUGAGGACCGUGUGAGGGGGACACCCUCUUUUACUGCUUUUGGGGGACUCAAACUCUGGUACCACUUGGUCCACUUCUAAAAUUGGUUGGAUGAUAAUUUGUUGUUGAACCGUCGCUUCUUGCGUCUUUAUAUCGCAGAGUUUGUUUUGCUGACUUGCAUUUUCGGACUGGCACUUGGAUAUAAAGCGAAAGCUCAAUUUAGUUCGGAUGUGGCAAGCAAACUGCAGACGGAUGCACAAUUUAGCUGACUGGAUUUCUGGGACAGUGAUGGGAGGCUGUGUGGGGAGGAGCAGGACUGAUGGACAUGGGAGUGUCCGCACCUCCACCCGAAGCAAAAAACGUGGAGGGCGCAAUGAGCCCCUAAAGAAGGAGCGCCCAAAAUGGAAGAGUGACUACCCGAUGACUGAGGGCCAGCUCAGGAGUAAAAGAGACGAGUUUUGGGACACAGCUCCAGCCUUUGAUGGACGUAAAGAGAUCUGGGAUGCUCUGCGAGCGGCAGCGUUAGCGGCUGAGUGCAAUGACCUAGAGCUAGCACAGGCAAUAGUGGAUGGAGCCUGCAUCACUCUGCCUCACGGCUCGCUCACUGAGAGCUACGAUGAACUAGGAAACCGCUACCAACUCCCGGCCUACACUCUUGGCCCACCUGUCAACCUCAUCUCUGAAACAUCUACUGACAGCAAAGUCCCAGACAACACUCAAAAACAGGCUCAAACUCCUGUGUCAAGACAGGAAUUUCAACUACGAGUGCGCCUGUCAACGGGGAAAGAUGUGCGCCUGACGGCCAGUCUGGUUGACACUAUUGCAGAAUUAAAGAAGCAGCUUCAGGAGCAUGAAGACAUAGAUAUUUCUUGUCAGAGAUGGUUCUUCUCGGGGAAACUGCUGACGGAUAAGACUCGACUGCAAGAUGCCAAGAUCCAGAAGGACUUUGUUGUCCAAGUGAUCGUCAAUACAAAUCCACCACCUCCUGUUAUCCCCAAGUGACAAUCCCAGUGAAGAAAAGACAAAGGAAAUGCAGGGGAAAAGGUUGUAAAGCUUGAAAUUAUUCUCAGUUGGAACUGAAGUGGACUUUUGUGUAUUUUUAUAAACAGAAGUAAUGUUUUUUUUAUUGCUCCUUUUUGUAUUUUACCUUCUUCCAAUAACAAUUUGACGGAUAAGCACUGAAUCACUUUAGAUUAUGUUAGAAAACUAGGAUGCACAUACCAUUGUCUGCCUGCUUCUUCUUCUGUAACUGUCUGUGGACUUCAUACAUUUUUCCUCUACUGUUUACAUGUCCCUCUCUGUAGUGUAAGUUGUGUAUGCUCUGUCUGGGGUCAAACUGUAGACUGUAUAUACCUGAUGUAAUUGAUCCACCCCUUUUGAUAUGGCUCUGCGCCGUGUUCUGGGUGUUUUGGUAAAGAUGUCAGAGGUACAGUCCCGCUUCAGGAGGUUUACUGUUUCAAAAAUACAAAUGGCACAAACUGCUGUGAGUAUGAAGGGUCCAACAUGUAUCCUCUCAGAGAAAGUUGUACAGCUCUCUUAUAUUCUAAAUAUACAUUAAAAUAAAUUACAUUUCAAAUAAAAAAAACAUUCCAGAAUAUGAACAUUUCACGUGAAUAAACAUUCUAUACUUAAACUGAUCUGCACCUAACUGAUUCAUUUCUCCAUAUAUUUACUGUUGUUAGAUUAUUGUACCUGUUUCAAAAAUACAAAUGGCACAAACUGCUUUGAGUUUGAACGGUCCAACAUGUGUCCUCUGGCAAAUAAUAAUACACACAAUAAAAGUCAGCUAGUAACAAAGUACCUUGAUUUAAAAAAGCAAAAGUGAGUUUCACUACAAAUAUACUUAGAUCCAGACAAAAAAUUAACUAUUUUGUCUGGACCCAAUAUUAGUGAGUCAGCAAAACAAACUCUCACAGUAUCACAC